AGCUCCAAAGCGCGCUGCGGUAUGCCAAGAAAUUCAGCAAGUAUUUGGAGCUCCUUGAGAUCAAGUUAUCAAAUCCUUCCAAUCCUGCCCUUACACAAAAAUUUCAAGUGACGCGAAGUCUUUUGGCACACCUGGGUGAGUGCAACAGUCGUCCAGUAUCCCCGAGCAUCAAGUAUCUGCAAUUAGACCACUUCACCUGGAAAAAUAAGGUCAGGGCUCAGUUUAUCCACUUAGGAACCUUUCUAAAAACGAGCAAACGGCUUGAUUGUCUAAAAGGAGCAAGAGUAACCUUGGAAGAAGGCUGUCAGCUUCUGAGUUCUCUGAGUUGCUUGACAAAUAACAGCUUUAUAUCUAAAACUAACGUUGAGGAUUUCUUCAGUCUCCGGCUUCCUGUCUACAGCAGCGCCUCGUUCCAAGGCUCCACAGCCUUGUCAUCCUGCCUUUCAGCU
This is a messenger RNA of Apaloderma vittatum (bar-tailed trogon), 449 nucleotides long. It is a transcript of the gene FBXO39, whose product is annotated as F-box protein 39. The record is from RefSeq and is a predicted model, not a curated record. NCBI's taxonomy places the organism in Eukaryota, Metazoa, Chordata, Aves, Trogoniformes, Trogonidae.